UGACUGAAAACACAGCUGAAAGCAUAAGCAGUAUGGGGUUGAUGUUGAAGGUGUUUGCUUUGACAGCAGUGUUAAUAGCACUGCUCCCCUCUGCUUAUACCUUCACCAGAGAUGACUUCCCUUCUGACUUUGUCUUUGGUGCAUCAACCUCAGCUUAUCAGGUUGAAGGUGCUGCAGAUGAUGAUGGCAGGAAGGCAAGCAUAUGGGAUACAUUUGCUCAUGCUGGAAAUGGGAAUAUGUACGAAGGUAAUGGAGAUAUUGCAUGCGACCAAUAUCAUAAAUAUAAGGAAGAUGUCCAACUCAUGGCAAACAUGGGCUUAGAUGCUUAUAGAUUUUCCAUAUCAUGGUCUAGACUUAUUCCAGAUGGAAAAGGACCAGUCAAUCUCAAGGGAUUACAGUAUUACAACAACCUUAUCAAUGAACUCUUAAGUCAUGGAAUCCAAGCACAUGUUACAUUACAGCAUUGGGACCUGCCACAAACACUUGAGGAUGAAUAUGGAGGAUGGGUUAGUCGAAGAAUUGUGAAAGACUUCACAGCAUAUGCGGAUGUGUGCUUCAGAGAAUUUGGUGACAGAGUUAAGCAUUGGACCACGGUCAAUGAGGCCAAUGUGUAUGCAAUUGGAGGCUAUGAUUCAGGAAAAUUACCACCUCAGCGGUGUUCUCCUUCCUCUAUAACUAACUGCUCCAGAGGAAAUUCCUCAACUGAGCCAUAUAUGGCAGCCCAUCAUAUGUUGUUAGCACAUGCUUCAGCUGCCAGAUUGUAUAGGAAGAAAUACCAGGGCAUGCAGCAUGGGUUUAUUGGCUUCAAUCUCCUUACUUUUGGUCUUGUUCCACUAACAAAUACUAGUGAAGAUAUAAGUGCCACUCAAAGAGUCCAAGACUUCAGUAACGGAUGGUUUCUAAAUCCCUUUACAUUUGGAGAUUACCCUGAUAUAAUGAAAAAGAAUGUUGGCUCAAGGCUUCCUUCCUUCACCCAAAAGGAAUCAAAUAUGGUUAAGGGCUCAAUUGAUUUCUUAGGAAUAAACUUUUACUACACAUUUUAUGUUAAGAACAAUCCUGACAGCCUGCUCAAGGAAGAUAGAGAUUUCAAUGCAGAUAUUGCAGUGGAACUUGACAGACUUGAUCAAAACGAUGCAUCUUCAUGUGAGAUUCCAAUCACAACCUGGAGUUUGCAAGGGGUGCUAAACUCAUUGAAGAACAAUUAUGGCAAUUUUCCAAUUUACAUACACGAAAUUGGCCAACAAACACUUCGAAAUUCAUCAUUGGAUGACUGGCCGAGGGUUAAGUACUUGCAUGAAUAUAUUGGGAGCAUGGUUGAUGCACUGAGGAGUGGAUUGAAUGUAAAAGGCUAUUUUGUAUGGUCCUUUUUGGAUGCAUUCGAGUUACUAAGUGGAUAUGAAUUAAGUUAUGGCCUAUAUUACAUAGAUGUGAAGGAUCCAGACUUGAGGAGACACCCUAAGCUCUCUGCUGAAUGGUACUCAGAUUUUCUGAACAGGAAGCCUAUGGACCCAAAGAUCACCAUGGAAAUUGAGAAGAAUGCACGUGUGCUUUCACCUGCUCCCACACUGCAUAAUUCCACUUAAAGUAAUCAGCACAAGUUAAAACUGAGGAUUUUUUAUUUUUCUUUUUGGGGGAGGGGCACUUGAUAAUUUUCUACUCUAUGGUACUAUGUGAAUGAAUAAAAUGACAUGGUUUAUGGUGUCAUUAUGUGAAACUUAACUAGU
This is a messenger RNA of Gastrolobium bilobum, 1724 nucleotides long. RefSeq names its product beta-glucosidase 11-like. Lineage: Eukaryota; Viridiplantae; Streptophyta; Magnoliopsida; Fabales; Fabaceae. The record is from RefSeq and is a predicted model, not a curated record. The transcript is spliced from 13 exons. Gene Ontology annotation, molecular function: beta-glucosidase activity. The coding region runs from base 33 to 1583 and encodes 516 amino acids. Gene Ontology annotation, biological process: carbohydrate metabolic process.